Mollisia scopiformis is the source of this 1210-nucleotide messenger RNA. RefSeq lists its product as uncharacterized. The record is from RefSeq and is a predicted model, not a curated record. The transcript has 3 exons. Gene Ontology annotation, molecular function: protein binding. NCBI's taxonomy places the organism in Eukaryota, Fungi, Ascomycota, Leotiomycetes, Helotiales, Mollisiaceae. The coding region runs from base 204 to 1079 and encodes 291 amino acids.
CAAUCUACUCUCUCAAUUGCUAUUGUCCUUGACGAAAAAUCUUGUUUUUCGUUGUAUAAGUAAUCGGUUAUUAGAGUUAUGAAUAGCACGCUAUCUCCGAAUUGAAUUGGGAUAUAGCGCUAAGCUUCUUCCAUUUCCCUUCAACAUAAAACACGACAAAUCUCGACCUCAUGCUUCUUGAAAUCUUACUAUCAACACCAGAAAUGGCCUCUAGCAAAUCGGAAAUUGAAAAGCUCGGCUUCGCAGGCUUGCCUGCAUUAGCACCAGAUCUCGGUCACGAAAUAGUCACCAUCCUCGUUGGAUCAGAGCGCAAGAAAUUCACAGUCCACAAGAGAUUGCUUUGCGCCUCUGCUACCAUGUUCCGCGGCGCAUUCAGCGGACAAUUCCUCGAAAGCCAAGAAGGAACUAUGACUCUCGAGGAGGAUAGUCCUGCCGUCUUUGCACUCUACGUCGAAUGGCUCUACCGCUCAUCUGUUUCUGUCAUCAGUACAGACCCACACGCUCAUCUUCGAGACCUUUACGGUCUCUACUUCUUUGCUGACAAGCUCCUUCUCCCGGCACUGAAAGACAAGACCAUGGACGCCAUUCAAGACGUUUCCCUCAAGCAUGGCAUCUUGCAGAGUAUCUGUACGCCCGAAAUGAUUCAGAAAGUGUGGGCCAACACUUCAGCUUCCGAAAACCGAGAAGAGAGGGGUCUCCGAGCCUUUGUUAUCCAUGCGGCAACAUAUGUAUUAGUCAAGAGAGCCGAGGUGGACCCAGAUGACGAGGCGGACAGCGAGGAUGACCUGUAUGAGAAGAUGGAGGUUAGGAAGCAGCUAGUAUGUCCGAACAAGGCUGAUCUUCAGUGGAUGUGGGAGCUUUCCAAAGGAAGCUUUGAGAUCUACAGGCAAUUCAUCUAUCGUAUCGAUUGGAAGAGUUCGCUCAUAGGAGAUCCGCGGAAGAGAUAUCACAAUAAUCCUCGGUCUGUUCACCGCUUCCACUGCAGCAAGAAAGGUUUCAAUGCUGAGCAGCAGGAAGAUAUGAGACUGUCUCGAAGACUUGCUGCUGCCACGCUGUCGCAGGGUACCGAGCAGGGCUGAGCUAGAUGGAUGAGGUCCUCAGGGUCAGAACGUAGUAGGAUUUGCCAAUUUCGUCCACAAAGUUCUUCUACAGAAUCCCACCAAUUUCUGUCCCUUCUGCCUUUCGUUCGUAAACCUUUGUGACUUUCUGA